CGCUGCUGUACAAACCCAUCGACCGGGUGACACGGAGCACCCUCGUCCUGCACGACCUCCUCAAGCACACCCCUGCUGACCACCCUGACUACCCGCUGCUCCAGGACGCCCUCCGCAUCUCACAGAACUUCCUCUCCAGCAUCAAUGAGGACAUUGACCCCCGGAGGACAGCAGUCACGACCCCCAAGGGGGAGACCCGGCAGUUGAUCAAGGAUGGCUUCUUGGUGGAGCUGUCAGAGGGCUCGCGCAAGCUGCGGCACGUCUUCCUCUUCACCGACGUGCUGCUCUGCGCCAAGCUGAAGAAGACGGCGGUGGGGAAGCACCAGCAGUACGACUGCAAGUGGUACGUGCCCCUGGCCGACCUGCUGUUCCCCUCGCCGGAGGAAUCGGAGCACUGCUCGCAGGUCCAUGUCAUCCCUGACCACGAGCUGGAGGACAUGAAGAUGAAGAUCUCAGCCAUCAAGAGCGAGGUGCAGAAGGAGAAAGCCAACAAGGGGCAGAGUCGGGCCAUCGAGCGCCUCAAGAAGAAGAUGUUUGAGAACGAAUUCUGGCUGCUCCUCAACUCGCCUGCCAUUCCCUUCCGCAUCCACAACCGCAACGGGAAGAGCUACCUCUUCCUGCUGUCAUCUGACUAUGAGAGGUCCGAGUGGAGGGAGGCCAUUCAGAAACUGCAGAAAAAGGACCUCCAGGCCUUUGUCCUGAGCUCGGUGGAGCUGCAGGUGCUCACGGGGUCCUGCUUCAAGCUACGAACUGUCCACAACAUCCCGGUCACCAGCAACAAGGAUGAUGAUGAGUCCCCGGGGCUCUAUGGGUUCCUGCAUGUCAUUGUCCACUCCGCCAAGGGCUUCAAGCAGUCUGCCAACCUUUACUGCACGCUGGAGGUGGACUCCUUUGGCUACUUUGUCAGCAAAGCCAAGACCAGGGGUUUUCGGGACACCACAGAGCCACAGUGGAACGAGGAGUUCGAGAUUGAGCUGGAGGGCUCCCAGUCCCUGCGCAUCCUCUGCUAUGAGAAGUGCUACGACAAGACCAAGCUCAACAAGGACAACAACGAGAUCGUGGACAAGAUCAUGGGCAAGGGGCAAAUCCAG
Molecule: messenger RNA, 1091 nt
Organism: Mesitornis unicolor (brown roatelo)
Lineage: Eukaryota; Metazoa; Chordata; Aves; Mesitornithiformes; Mesitornithidae
Product: active breakpoint cluster region-related protein
Exons: 10
Biological process (GO): positive regulation of GTPase activity
Cellular component (GO): membrane
Molecular function (GO): guanyl-nucleotide exchange factor activity; GTPase activator activity
Source: RefSeq, a predicted model, not a curated record